AUGUCUGUGUCGUCCAUUGCGAGGGCCUUCACGGCGGCCCUGGCUCUGCUGUGUACCACCAUCCCAGCCCACCCUCAGGCUCUGUACCCACAGACUGUGAAAGCCAGAGAUGAUGCUAAACUUGUACAGCCAAUCUACCAGUCCUUGCCCCUUGGGUCCAUCAAACCCGGAGGAUGGCUCAAAGACCAGAUCGAAACAGAAGCUUCCGGUCUUGCAGGCAACCUAUUCGACUUCUACCGCUACGUUCAGGAUUCAAUGUGGAUUGGAGGCCAUACAGAGUAUUCACCUCUUCACGAGUCAGCCCCGUAUUGGUUCAACGGUCUUGUGCCUCUAGCCUUUGGGCUCGAUGACGCGAGACUCCGGGGCCAAGUGACGGCCUUUGUGGACUACGUAUUGGAUCAUCAACAAAGCGAUGGCUGGAUUGGUCCUGAAACAACGCCAGAGAGUCGAGGCUUGUGGGCGCGUUGCUAUAUCUUACUAGGACUCAUGCAAUAUGCCCAAGCGGAUCCUUCCCAGGCUGACAGGAUCGUGGAUGCUAUGCAUCGAUACGUCAAUCUGGCCCAUAGCAUGCUCCAAAACAACUUUACCGGGUUGCUUCCAAAGGCAAACGAUUCAUUCGAUGGUGACGGUUUCGGACCUGCAAGAGCUCAUGAGAUGCACAUACCAUUGCAGUGGCUGUACGAAAGGUACCCCCGGAACAACUCGCAAGUGAUAUGGGAAACAAUGGAGCUUAUGAUCGAAGGAAGUACGGUAUUCGGUGUUGACUGGAGGAACUUCUGGGUCCCAGGAGUAUACCCAGAGGUUACGUACACUCCGAGAGAACAACCGUACACAUGGCUCUUCAACCACGGAGUAAAUAUGGCUGAAGGUCUUCGCUUCCCAUUAUCAAUCUAUCGUAUGUCUCACGACGAAGCCCUGCGGACGCAGACGCGGACGGCACUAGACCUUUUAAGUCAGUGGCACAAGUCCCUAGCUGGUACGAUCAUUGGCGAUGAGUUCGUUACGGAUCUCAACCCAAGCAGAGGUGCAGAACUGUGUACUUCGACCGAGAUGAUGUUCUCUACGGCCUAUAUAUACCAGUACCUCGGCGACAAUGACCUCGCAGACUGGACAGAGCUUACAGCAUUCAAUGCAUUCCCCGGACAAUUAUCCCCGGAUUGGUGGUCACAUCAAUACGUACAGCAAGAGAACCAGCCCUGGUCACGAACGCUCAACGAGUAUCCCCAGAUGUGGCAGAACGUUGGUGUCCGUGGUAAUGUGUUUGGACUGGAGCCCAACUAUCCCUGCUGCACGGUCAACCACCCUCAAGCAUACCCGAAGUUCCUCGCUAAUUCUUUCGUAAUCACUGAGGAUGGUGGCAUUGCUCACGUGCUGCUGUCACCAGGCAGCGUCACUGCCAAGGGUGCGACAAUCUUGGCCGACACAACCUACCCCUUUGGCAUGGAUUUGCAAUACUCUAUCACAACCGAGACAGAGUUCACUUUCUAUGUCCGCAUCCCAGCCUGGGCAAGUUCAUCAAGCACAGCUACUGGACCUUCCAGUGAUGUCAGCACACAAAUUUCUCCAACGGACCAAGGGCUACAGGCGUUUACUGUUCCUAAGGGUGAAAGUUCUGUCACCGUAAACCUCCAGGCAGAACCACGCGUAGUAACGAGGGCCAACAACUCCGCUGCGGUCUACUACGGGGCGCUGUUAUACACCUUGGCAAUCGACUUCAACGAAAGUGCGAUACAACCAUGGUCUUGGGACGGGGGUUCCGUCUUGAAUAGCUCAGAUACAACCCCGCAAACCCAUGACCACAUCAUCGAACCCACGAGCCCCUGGAACAUCGCCUUCGACCCGUCGCAGAUCAAGGUAGUCCAGGCCAACGCGUCGACACUGCCAAACCCCAUCUGGGAUUACGGUGCUCCACCGGUCGAGCUUCGCGUCGCAGCCGUUGAGAUCGACUGGCCUCUCAAGUUCGACACGCCUGAAGACCCCCCUAGCGAGCCUCUCGUGACCGGCAAGCCCUUCAGCGCGCGAUUCGUCCCCUUCGGCAGCGCCAAGGUACACAUGGCCCAUCUACCAGUCGUCCAACUCCCAGAGGUCGAUCUGGACGCGAGUACUUAG
This is a messenger RNA of Anthostomella pinea, 2109 nucleotides long. NCBI's taxonomy places the organism in Eukaryota, Fungi, Ascomycota, Sordariomycetes, Xylariales, Xylariaceae. The record is from the annotation of a GenBank genome assembly.